This is a messenger RNA of Cydia pomonella (codling moth), 3140 nucleotides long. RefSeq lists its product as uncharacterized. The transcript has a single exon. The coding region runs from base 64 to 2070 and encodes 668 amino acids. The record is from RefSeq and is a predicted model, not a curated record. Lineage: Eukaryota; Metazoa; Arthropoda; Insecta; Lepidoptera; Tortricidae.
ACAGACUAUAGUAAAAUAAUCCUUUAAAUAGCAAUCUAUGUACCGCUUAUCAUUCAAACAGACAUGUGUUUUUUUUUUGUGCGCUGUCUAAAAUUAGUUGAAGGUCACUGUCUAGUGUCUGUUUGGAGCUCGCGUAUUAUUCGGGCAAGUGCGUCGCGAUACACUCGCGCGGGCGCCGCCAUGGCGCCGGGCUUUAGGCUUUUUUGUUUGUUGCUCAUUUGUGGCACAAUUUUUGUUAAUGUGGAAACGAAAUCUUACAAAUCGUCAAAAUUGACUCAUCAUUCGACGAAUAAACCGUCGAAACCAGAACUUCACCCGUCAACACACCAUUCACCAGUGCAUGAGACAAUAUCAAAACCAGUGAGGCAUGCGGAUGUUCAUGCAACGCAGCCAACAAACAAAAACACAGGAAACCAAGGCCAUGGGUAUCCAAGCGACGGACUGUCAGGAUCAGUGACUAGUGCUCCGCCUGCCAAACGUGGGUAUAACCCAUUGCCUCAGGCAUCUCCAAAACCACUAGCCCAACAGCCAUCGUAUCCUGGUGGCAACGGACUCUCAGGAAGUGGGACCACCCAUAUAAAUAAACAAACAGCACCGCAGUCAACGCUUUAUCCCGGCGGCAGCGGGCUCUCUGGAGAUAAAACCACCCAUAUAAAUAAGCAAACUGCACCGCAGUCUACACUUUAUCCCGGCGGCAGCGGGCUCUCUGGAGAUAAAACCACCCAUAUAAAUAAGCAAACUGCACCGCAGUCUACACUUUAUCCCGGCGGCAGCGGGCUUUCGGGAGAUAAAAUCACCCAUAUAAAUAAGCAAACUGCACCGCAGUCAACACUUUAUCCCGGCGGCAGCGGGCUCUCGGGAGAUAAAACCACCCAUUUAAAUAAGCAAACCGCACCGCAGGCAACACUUUAUCCAGGCGGCAGCGGACUCUCAGGAGGUGGGACCAACAAUAUAAAUAAGCAAACCGCACCGCAGGCAACACUUUAUCCCGGCGGCAACGGACUCUCAGGAGGUGGAACCAACAUUAUAAAUAAGCAAACCGCACCGCAGGCAACACUUUAUCCCGGCGGCAACGGACUCUCAGGAGGUGGGACGAACAAUAUAAAUAAGCAAACCGCACCGCAAGCAACACUUUAUCCCGGCGGCAGUGGACUCUCAGGAGGUCAGACUCCGCCAACAGCGACAAAACCACAUACAUAUCCUAAUACAAAUGGGCAAUCGGGCGGCGGUUUUAAACCAGGCAACAACAAUCCAUUCCCUCCAACGACAAAUGUAGUCCAUAAACCCGUAGAACCCUCGUAUAACCACAUUUACGUCAGAAAUCAUCACACGACCAAUAUUUACCAUAACAACAUUCAUACAACAAACGUACAUCAUUACCACUAUGAGCCGCCUAGACACGUCCAUUAUGUACACAAUGAUAUGGUUCAACACUAUCCGGUGUAUAGAGAAAAACUACCCGAAUACGUGUAUGAGUACAGGUCAUCUAGAAGUCGAUUCAAUGUUCUACUGACGGGCCUGGCUCUAUAUAAUCUUGGACAUGUAUCAAAAAGCCGCGAAUCACUUCAUUAUCAUAAUUAUUACAACCCGAGUCGGUACGAAGUUUGUAAAUUCGGUGUACAAUACAAUGUGAACUCAUAUGACGAGAUGGAUAUUGAUUGCCGUUUGAUUACAGAUUUCAUAAGGAGUGUCAAAAAAACAAAUUAUGGGCAAUUUCUAUUACCUGAUGGUACUUUAGUUGGAUCACAGCCGAAUCAGGUGCAACCAAAUGUGAUCCAAGUUUUACUUUCUGACGGUACGUUGGCUAGGUUAAUUUGGAACCCAAGUUACGACGUUGUCGUGGACGCCUUGGAUCCUCGAUUUAACGGUGAGCCACUACAUGUAAACGAAGGCAUGAAAUGCUACAUGAAGUAUUAUGACGGUUACUCUUUCCCUACGCCUCAGACGAAAUAUGUGAGCUGCAAACUUCUGGAGACAUAUGUCACAAAGUCUUUUAAUUCGGCGAGUAAAAUAGCAUCGUCUCUAUUUGCCAUCUUGAUACCUAUAUUUGUAGCAGCUAUAAAUUUAUAACUGGUGUAUAUGACGAUGAAUUGUUCAAUUUAUCUGGUUUUGAAUUCAGAGUACGAAAAACGUGAAUAAUAACAGUGUUCCAUCGUUAGACCUCCGUCCUAGGCCGUUAAGAGAGUAUUCGCCGGUAGACAUGAUAAAUCGUUUUUGAAACUGCUAUUUCCGCAUUAGUUACUUAUUGCUGCUAAGUCGUUAAGAUUAUUAUUGAUUAGUAAAAGUAUUAAGUUUAAGCAAGUGAACUUACUAUUAUUGUAUAAUAGGUAAAUGAAAUGCCAAUGGAAAAAGCUAUACGAAUAAUAUUAGUUUUUUGCAUUAUUUUAAAAUCAUCAAUUAAUUUUAACUGUGUAGUUCUCAAUUUUAUUUAAAGAUACACAGUUAUAAUGAUAACGUGGUUUGAAUGUAAAAAGUAAAGAUCUCUUUGUCAUAAAAUGACCAGUCAUCGUUUUUUCCCGGGUCUCUUCAAAUACGUUUAAUUACAAUUACUUCACUUAGUAACUCUACAAUACAAUAAGUAUAAAAGUAAUAAUUAGUAACAAGUUUUUACUUGUAACGUAAAUUCGACUAUAUCUGACAAUAUAAAUAGGUACUAAAAGCAACACUAUUUACUGGCCUUUAAUACACCUUACAUGUUGGCAGUAAGGUUUAUGUCAUGUUAACACUAUAUUUUACCUACUGUUUACUCAAUUGUUUGAAAAGUUUUAUCAAUAAACUUGGUUCAAUAACAAGUUACUGAUAUUACAGAAACCUUAUUAUUUUAAAUCUAGUUUAGCAUUUUAAGAAACUAUAUACCUAUAGUAUUUAAGAGUUUGUAUUUUUUUGUGAAAGUGAUAUAUACUUGUGUUUCUUUUUUUUUUGCUUUUUGAACAAUGCAUUUAUUUGGACAUAUUAUAUUAAAUUGUACUUUAUAAGUCUGUAUUUUUAAUUGCAGAUUCUAAAAUACUGAUUGCUUCUAGCAACAUAAACCUUGGUUCUUUAUUGCGCGGAAUUCUGACAUUUCCUGAUGAUACCAUGCAAAAAAUACUCCUUAUAUUUGUAGUGAGAAUUACAAGCCAAAAUAAAAUAAUGGAAAUACA